Messenger RNA from Protopolystoma xenopodis, 528 nucleotides. NCBI's taxonomy places the organism in Eukaryota, Metazoa, Platyhelminthes, Monogenea, Polystomatidea, Polystomatidae. The record is from the annotation of a GenBank genome assembly.
CUAUCAGCCUGCCUGCCUGCCUGCCUGCCCUCUCGGACCCUCUUCCGGCUUUGCUGCCUACCCACUCUGCUGUCUAUCAAUCCACCUACUCAUCUGCCCAGCCAUUUACCCUCUAAUCGCCCAUUUGCCUCCCUCCCUGUCUACCUACUUAUCUGCAUACUACUCCUAUUCCCUAGCCUACAGCCUCCGGAGCAAUUUAAGGCCUAUUUUGGUACAGAUGCAAGUGCAUUAGUUCAGCCUCGCGAUAAAUUGUCUGGGCCGCCCAAAGAAGAUAGUCUUGACGUCACUUCUCAUUCGACCUUGGGCCUCGGUCUUCUCGCCGGCGUCCUUGACGGGAUUCGAACAGAAAAUCUGCCAGUUUUGAGGCAAACUGGUCAGGUAUACAGCGUUGAGGGGAAAGUGUUGCUCGGCCCAUGGGGUGUGGUGGAAUUCGGUGCCAGAAUGACGCUUCCAUGUGGCAACGUCGCGGUGACAAUCGUCAUGACGCCAAAAGAAGCAUCAGUCACAACUGGUGCAUCCCGGCAAUGA